AUGUUUUAGAACUCCAUUGAUUCAGUAACAUUUGAUCUAAUAAUUGAUUAAUUUCUCAAAUGCAGCACAAAAAUAAAAGAUCACAAGCAAAGAUAUGAUGAGAUGCCUCUUGAUAAUUACUUGGAUUAGUAGUAUGGCUCUUAAGCUUCGAAAUACAAGAUUUAAGAUUCGGAUGAUGACUUCUCAUUUGGUGAAUAUUAUUCAGAUAAAAUUCCAGCUUCAAUGAAUGCUAAGGAAGACUAAUAGUUAAUUAGCAUUUCUAAUAGUUAGGAGAAUUCAUCCAAUAAUAGGCAAUCUUACUAUAAGUUCGACAAUGCUUUAAAUCAAGAUGUUUUCAAAAAUAAUGUAAUAUCACAAAAUGACGACUAUAUAGACUUAGAGUUUUCAACUAUAUCUCCUAAUUAAAGCAUAGAUUUGAAGAAUACUUCAACAUUCCAAGCAGCAUCAAACUACUAACAUGAGAAUUAGAAUGAUCAUUUGGAGCCCUUAGAUUUAAACAUAGUAAUUUAAAGGUAUAGCAAAAAAUACGACUAAAAGAUAUCACUUAUCAAUACUAUUCCACUGAUCAAUCAAAUUAAGAAAAAAUACUUUCUAAGAUUUGAUUGCCAAGAAUCUCUGGAACUACUUAGAAUCUAAAAACAAAUUCAUUUAAAAUCAGUAAAAAGAAAGGAUGUUGUAUUAAAAACAACUAUAUGA
This is a messenger RNA of Stylonychia lemnae, 696 nucleotides long. Lineage: Eukaryota; Ciliophora; Spirotrichea; Sporadotrichida; Oxytrichidae. The record is from the annotation of a GenBank genome assembly.